Hydra vulgaris (swiftwater hydra) is the source of this 2665-nucleotide messenger RNA. NCBI's taxonomy places the organism in Eukaryota, Metazoa, Cnidaria, Hydrozoa, Anthoathecata, Hydridae. The record is from RefSeq and is a predicted model, not a curated record.
UUUUUUAAAUUUAUUUAUACUUUUUGCAAAUUUUAUAACAUAAAGCGCUCUACAUUGAAAAUUUCCUUAUAAAAUUUAACGUCACUUAAUGCACUAGUGGGAAUGCGUAUAGAGAAAAUGACUCUUCUAUAAUGAAAAAGCAUAAAUAUAAACUCGACGACAGUUUCGUGAAUCCGCGUAGAAAUGACACAAGAAUACGAAAAAACACCCAAUCCCGAAAAUAUUGACGAAAUAUUAGUCCAUUUAUCUAGUGGCUGCAAUGUGAGAAAGAUAAACUUAUCUAAAACCAGAAAAGUAGUUAGUAAAAAAUAUCUGGUGCUUGAUGAAGAUAAAACUGCAUUUCGAUAUAAGCCAUCAGUAAAAGGAAGUAAUUUUAAAAUUUUGAUCGCAGACAUUACUGACAUAAAUGUUGCUGAGUCAUUUGAAACAAAAAUUUGUUUUAAGAAGAAAUUGCUUCAUCAGUUUAUUGUGACUUAUAAAGAUGAUGAAAAUAAAACGCAUAAGUUAGGAUUCUUUGUAGAAGAUCAAAAUGAAGUGAGAUUUUGGAGCUCAGGUUUACAAUAUUUAUCAGAUGAGUUAAAAAAACCAGAAGAUCCUAUUGUAGACGAUUGGUUACGUGAAGCAUUUGAUGCCGCUGAUGUCAACAAGAAUAGUUUACUAGGUCUUAAAGAAAUUUCUCAGCUAUUGAACUCUUUAAACAUAUCCAAGGAAAAUUUGGAUGUAAAGUUAAAGUUUCAAGAAUGCUGCAAUGAAGAAAAAAAUAAUGAAAAUGGAAAAUUAACACGUAAUGGAUUUGCAGAAUUUUUCAAGUUCUUUUCUUUUGAUAAAAAUGAAGUUUCUAGCAUAAUCAAGGAGUAUGGAAGAACUAUUUUUGGAAAAACUUGUUUAAAUGCAGAAUCUUUGCAGAAAUAUUUUAGAGAAGUACAGCAGCAAAAUUUGAGUCUGGAGGAAUGCAAGAAAAUAAUUUCAAAACAUGAUGAGAAUAGAGGUUCUUAUCUUUCAGCUGAAGGAGUAAUAAGAAUGUUAAUCUCUGAGGAAAACGACAUUCUUGAUCCAAUACAUAAAAAUAUUCAUCAAGAUAUGACACGACCUUUAACUGAUUAUUUUAUUAACUCGUCUCACAACACGUAUCUAUUAAAUGAUCAAGUUUUAGGCAUGUCUAGUACAAAAGCAUAUGAGAAAGCUCUAAAAAAAGGAUGUAAAACUUUAGAAUUGGACUGUUAUGAUGGAGAAAACAAUGAACCAAUUGUCUAUCAUGGUUUUACUUUAACAUCUAAAAUUCUUUUCAAGGAUGUAAUUGAUACAAUUGCAAUGGGUGCAUUUGUACAGUCAGAGUAUCCAGUUAUUUUAUCUUUCGAAAAUCAUUGUUCACCCGAGCAGCAAAUUGUCAUGGCGCAGCAUUUAAAAGAAAAACUAGGAAAAAUGCUAUUUGAUGGAGAUGUGGAUUUAAAUCAAACUAAGCUUCCCUCACCAGAAACAUUAAAAGGAAAAAUUUUUAUAAAGGCAAAAAAAAUUCAAAAUACAGAAGUUACUGAUGAUGACACUAGUGAAACAAGUCUUAAGAAUCGUCAAUCAAAAACUAAACAGAAAAUUAAUGUGGCUAAAGAAUUUUCUAAUAUUAUAAAUUAUGUGGAGUCCAUUACUUUUAAGUCACUGGAUGAAGGACUUGCUACUCAAAAGUAUUUUCAAAAUGUAUCGCUCGGAGAAAAGAAACUAUUGCAGCUUGGUAGAGAUGAACCUAAAAAGUUAAUUGAGUAUAGUAAUAAAUUUUUGGUGAGAACAUACCCUAAAGGCUCAAGAAUAGACUCAAGUAAUUAUAACCCAACAAAAGGUUGGGUGUAUGGGUGUCAAAUAGUUGCAUUGAAUUUUCAAACCCCUGGUGAAAUGAUGGACAUUAAUGAUGGCAUGUUUGCUUUAAAUGGGAAAUGUGGGUAUGUUCUUAAACCUGAGUGUUUAAGAAGUGGUAAUUUUGAUCCACAAAAUAUUGAUAAAUCAAUAAAUGGUGUUUGUAAAGUUUUUAUCAAGAUUAUAAGUGGUCAUCUGCUUCCAAAAGCUUCAAAAGAUGAAACUAUACCAGAUCCUUAUAUCAGAAUAAACAUACAUGGUAUCCCUAAAGAUGAAGUUCUGGGAAAAUUUAUCACAAAAAAAGUAAAAAGAAAUGGUUUCAAUCCUCAAUGGAAUGAAGAUUUUCAAUUUGACUUGUAUGCACCUGAACUAGCGCAUAUUAGAUUUGCACUCUGUGAUAGUGACAUGGGAGUUGAUGAUUUUAUUGGCCAGUACUCUAUACCUUUUUCAGCCAUAAGAACAGGUUAUCGAAGGGUGCCACUACUUAAGCGAUCAGGUCAUCCAAUUAAAAAUGCUUCGUUUUUGGUUUUUAUCCAAAAAAGUCUUGCAAAAUAGUAAUGCGUAGCAAAGACUAUAAAAUGCUGUUUCACAUUAGAUUUAUUUGAAGUACAUAUAUAAAGUAUGUAUUUGGAGUACGUAAAUGAAAUAUGUAUUUGACGUAUAUGUGAAGUAUGUAUUUCGCAUAAGGUGUGCUUGAAGCAUUAAAUUUAUGACCUUUUUUAUAAAAAAUAGUAUAUAUUUCAGGUUUAUUAUAAAUUUUAUUAGCUAGAAUAACUAAUUUCUUAUUCUUCGUUUUUUAAAAAACAAUUUCACAUAAUAC